UGUCCAGUCCUCUGAGCUGCACAGAAAGAAACCUCCGGGCUGCGCGCAGCCCCCUGCGCUGAGCCCAGAACAAGCACCGCUAUGGUCCUGUAAUCACCAGAUCAAUUAGCACCUCACUUCAGAUGAGGUCCCAGUCCUGCUCUCCUCAGAGCUGGGGUUGUUCUGAUCAAAUUCUCACUCUCCCCACGCGAUGCCACCCGUUCCUGGGCGAUGCCCUGCUCAGACACUUUCACGUCUCACCACACAGAGCGGUAACUUUGCCCUUGACAUGAAAUCAUCAACACAUCCAAAUUACAGGAAAUUCAGCUCCCAUUUCCUGGAGCAGCCUGAAGCACCACGCUGCAGGGACUUGUUCUGCAAUUUCUGUUUCACUUUCCUUCCCUCCUGAGCCAGGCUGGCUUUCAGCUUCCACCAUGAAGCUUCUGAGCGUUGGUGUAUUCUUUGUUCUCGUGCCCGCCUUGUUGCCAGCCUUGGAUCCGCUCAGCGCUUCGCUCUUCAUGGGGGGUGCCGCCAUCACCUGGCAGCUCUUCUCCUCUCACUCCUGGCUCAAGUGCCGUCUCCUGGAGUGCUGCAAUGUGAAGGACACGCUGAACUUCUCAGUUGUGAAAACAGAUUUGGAGCGAAAAGUCUUUGGCCAGCAUCUUGCUGUCCAAUUAAUUCUGAGAGCUCUGAGCGCAAAUAUUUACUCCAAACGGCCCAAGAAACCCCUGGUGAUGUCCUUCCACGGCUGGACUGGAACAGGCAAAACGUUUGUCAGCAGUAUCAUCGCAGAGAACUUCUAUCAGCCUAGUACAGCAAGAAGGAGGUUUGUGCACCACUUUGACAUGGUACUGCAUUUCUCACACACCUCACGUGUCCAUCUGUACAAGGAACAGCUGCAGGAUUGGAUUCGGGGCAAUGUCAGUGCCUGUCCAAGGUCCCUUUUUAUCUUCUCUGAAAUGGAUCAGAUGCCACAUGGCCUGAUAGACUCGAUUACGCCUUUCCUUGGCUACCACGAAGAGAUUGAUGGAGUUUAUUAUGGCAAGGCAAUCUUCAUCUUCUUGAACAAUGCAGGUGGAGAUAAGAUAACAGAGAUUGCUCUUGAUUACUGGAGAAGUCUGAAGAGAAGAGAAGACAUCCCUGUGAAGGAGCUCCAGCAUCUGCUAUCUGAGGAAAUUUUCAGGAACACAAACAGUGGUUUCUAUCAAAGUCAACUGAUCCAGAAGAACCUGAUUGACUAUUUCAUCCCUUUCCUUCCUCUUGAAUAUAAACACGUGAAACAGUGUGUCCGGGAGGAGCUGCGUGCGCAAGGGCAUCCUGAGGAUGAGGCCCUCAUCACAGAGAUUGCCUUGGCAAUGACCGACUACCCCAGUGAAGAAAGACUCUACUCCAGCAAAGGCUGCAAGACUGUCGCCUCCAGAGUGACUCUGAGCACCUAGACAUUACGAGGCCAAACGCCUUGUGUUCCUACUGCAAGACCAAAGCAGAUGAAAGAACCAGUAACUCCCUUCUACCUACACGUCCUUGAUGGGAUUCGGGCUUUUCCAUAGCAGAGGGACCUUCAGAAGAGCCCUUAAAUAAAUACAAAGGGCAAUGCAACAAUCAUAGCACAGAGUAAGCAGAAGAGGGACAUGCAUGGAGGAUGAGGCUUGCU
Messenger RNA from Cygnus atratus (black swan), 1633 nucleotides. RefSeq names its product torsin-1A-like. The coding region runs from base 414 to 1418 and encodes 334 amino acids. Gene Ontology annotation, biological process: nuclear membrane organization; protein localization to nucleus. Gene Ontology annotation, cellular component: endoplasmic reticulum lumen; nuclear envelope; endoplasmic reticulum. Gene Ontology annotation, molecular function: ATP binding; ATP hydrolysis activity; kinesin binding. The transcript has 5 exons. The record is from RefSeq and is a predicted model, not a curated record. NCBI's taxonomy places the organism in Eukaryota, Metazoa, Chordata, Aves, Anseriformes, Anatidae.